Messenger RNA from Molossus molossus (Pallas's mastiff bat), 1673 nucleotides. It is a transcript of the gene TNIP2, whose product is annotated as TNFAIP3 interacting protein 2. NCBI's taxonomy places the organism in Eukaryota, Metazoa, Chordata, Mammalia, Chiroptera, Molossidae. The coding region runs from base 11 to 1273 and encodes 420 amino acids. Gene Ontology annotation, molecular function: K63-linked polyubiquitin modification-dependent protein binding. Gene Ontology annotation, biological process: regulation of transcription by RNA polymerase II; cellular response to lipopolysaccharide. The record is from RefSeq and is a predicted model, not a curated record. The transcript has 6 exons.
GCCCGCAGACAUGUCGUCGGGGGACGCGGGGUCCGGCGCGGGGGAGGGCACCCCGCGCGCGGCCGCAGCUCUCUGUGGCCUGUACCACGAGGCCGGGCAGCAGCUGAAGCGCCUGCAGGAGCAGCUGGCCGCCCGGGACGCCCUCAUAGAGCGCCUCCGCGCCCGCCUGGCCGCGCUGGACGGGGACGCGGCGCCGUCGCUCGUGGACGCGCUGCUGGAGCAGGUGGCGCGCCUCCGGGAGCAGCUCCGGCAGCGGGAGGGCGGCGCCGUGGAGGCCGCGCUGCGCCAGGAAAUUGAGAGGCUUUCUGAGCAGCUGGAAGAGAAGGAGAGGGAGACCCAGCAGCUGGCGAGCCAGCCAGGGCACGAGCGUGAGGAGGAGGCCGCCCUGCUGCGGAGGCAGGCGGCAGAGAAGGAACGGGCCUGGGCCGCCAGCGCCGUCCUGUGCCGCUCCUUGGCCAGUGAGACCCACCAGCUGCGGAGAGCUCUGGCCGCCAAGGCCCACGUGUGCCAGCAUCUGGCCAAGUGUCUGGAUGCACGACAGGGGGCCGUGGGGGACCAGAGGCCUGAGCCUGAACACGCAGGCAAGGACGCCUCUGUCCAAGCUGCCGUUGAGAAGCUGCAGGAAGAAAACCGGCUGUUAAAGCAGAAGGUGACUCAUGUGGAGGACCUCAACGCCAGGUGGCAGCGCUACGACGCCAGCAGGGACGCGUACGUGCGGGAGCUGCGGGCCCAGCUGCGGGCCGUGCGGGCGCCCGAGCCCGAGGCGGAGCUGCUGAGGAAGGAGAUCUCCCGGCUCAACAGGCAGCUGGAGGAGAGAAUCAGCGAGUGUUCGGGGGUCUCGAAGGAGCUGGCGGAGGCGCGGGAGCGGGCAGGGAUGCUGGAGCAGCAGAUUCUCGCCUACAAGGACGACUUCACGUCGGAGAGGGCGGACCGGGAGCGGGCUCAGAGCAGGAUCCAGGAACUCGAGGACCAGGUGGCCGCCCUGCAGCGCCAGGCGUCCCGCAGACAGGACCCCCGAGAGCCAGGCUCCUGCCGGAUUCACACGGGGAGCAAACCCCCCCAGUACUUAGAGACUGAGGCUGUGGAGUUUUUGGCGCCUGGUGGCCAGCAGCCUGCGGCUGGGCCCCCGUGUCUGGCCGCCCCAGCAGAGGACAGGCACGCUGGGGCCGCCCGCAGAGGCCAGGGAGACCUGCAGUGCCCCCACUGCCUGCAGUGCUUCAGUGACGAGCAGGGCGAGGAGCUCUUCCGCCACGUGGCCGAGUGCUGCCUGUGAGCCGGGCCAGGGCUUCGCCCGUCCCCUCGAGCUGGGGGCCGGGUCCGAGGGCGCGUCCAGCAGGCUGGAGAGGGAUGGACUUCGGGGGCCCUUCUGCGUCUGGUGCAGUUUGGGUCCCCAAGCUGUCAGGCCAGAGCAGGAAGACUGACAGGCUGAGGUGACAGCCCCGCCCCAGCUGGCCCCUGGGACACUGCAGCUCGCGUGAAGAGGCUGGUUUGUGGCGCACCCCGGUCACGUGGCCACCGCGGGCCGUGUGUCUGCACCGGAGCACACCCCGGUCACGUGGCCACCGCGGGCCAUGCGUCUGCACCGGAGCACACCACCCACAGCCCUGGUCACCGAGCCCUGUUACAGCACUCUUACUUCCCAGCCACUGACUUUAUAAUAAACGCAUCUGCUA